This is a messenger RNA of Vicugna pacos (alpaca), 5353 nucleotides long. The record is from RefSeq and is a predicted model, not a curated record. NCBI's taxonomy places the organism in Eukaryota, Metazoa, Chordata, Mammalia, Artiodactyla, Camelidae.
UCCAAGCCCGAGGUUGACCAGAAGGGAGCAGGCAGGCAGACGGGUCUGAUCCCUCUGAGGUGCUCCAGCCAUGAGGCUCCUCCUGGGGCUGAUCUGGGCAUCUGGCUUCUUCGCCUUGUCUCUGCAGAAGUCCAGGUUGCUCCUGUUUUCUCCUUCUGUGGUUCACCUAGGGGUCCCCCUGUCAGUGGUGGUGCAGCUCCAGGAUGCUCCUCCCGGGCAGGUAGUGACAGGAUCAGUGUUCCUGAGAAACCCGUCCAACCAUCGUCAUCUCUGUUCUGCGGAGGUGGAUUUCACCCUCAACUCAGAGAAAGACUUCAUACUCCUCAGCCUCCCGAUCUCCCUGAAGGAUGUGAAGGACUGUGGCCUCCAUCUCCUCCGCAGAGCCCCCGAGGUGCAGCUUGUGGUCCAGUCGUCAUGGCUGAAGAACUAUCUGUCCAAGCAGACUGACAGGCAGGGUGUCAACCUGUUCUUCUCCUCUCGCCGGGGCCACCUCUUUCUGCAGACUGACCAGCCCGUUUAUAACCCUGGCCAGCGCGUUCGGUACCGAGUCUUUGCUCUGGAUCAAAAGAUGCGCCCAUCCACUGAUACCCUCACAGUCACGGUGGAGAACUCUUGUGGCCUCCACGUGCGGAAGAAGGAGGUAUAUGCUCCCACCUCCAUCUUCCAGGAUGACUUUAUGAUCCCAGACAUCUCAGAGCCAGGGACUUGGAAGAUCUCAGCCCGAUUCUCAGAUAGCCUGGAUUCCAACAGCAGCACCCAGUUUGAGGUGAAGAAAUAUGUCCUUCCCAACUUUGAGGUGAAGAUCAUUCCUGAAAAGCCCUACAUCCUGACAGCACCUGGCUUUCUCAGUGAAAUCCAAGUAGACAUCCAGGCCAGGUACAUCUAUGGGAAGCCAGUGCAGGGGGUGGCAUAUGUGCGCUUUGGGCUCCUGGGAGAGGACGGUGAAAAGACUUUCCUUCGGGGGCUGGAGCAUCAGAGCAAGCUGAUAGAUGGCCAGUGUCGCAUUUCCCUCUCAAAGGCUGAGGUUCAGGGUGCGCUGGAGAAGCUGAGUAUUAAUAUUAAUGACCUCCCAGGGCAGCGCCUCUAUGUGGCAGCCUCCAUCAUUGAGUCACCAGGAGGGGAGAUGGAGGAGGCAGAGCUCACAUCCUGGGCCCUGGUCCGCAACAUAUCAGGCUCCCCAGCCCUUGGCAUUCCCGUCAAAGUUUCUGCCAAGUUGUCUUCUGGAUCUUCUUCUAAAAACCAGGACUUUCAACAAAACACCGACAGGAGCGGCCAAGUCAUUGUUCCCAUUGCUGUCUCUCCAACAACCUCAGAAGUGCAGCUUUUGGUGUCUGCAGGCUCCACCCACCCUAUCACAGGCAGGCUCACCGUGAGAGCCCCCUCGUCACGAAGCUCCGGGUUUCUGUCUAUUGAGCAGCUGAAUCCUCAACCCCCUAAAGUCGGGGACACCAUUAACCUAAACCUGCGAGCCGUGGGCAUCAGUGGGAACAGCUUCUCUCAUUUCUACUACAUGAUCCUAUCCCAGGGCCAGAUCGUGUCUGUGCAUCGAGAGCCCAGGAGGACACUGACCUCCGUCUCCGUGUUUGUGGACCAUCACCUGGCACCCUCCUUCCACCUGGUGGCCUUCUACUAUCAUAGGGGCCUCCCAGUGGCCAAUUCCCUGCGAGUGGACGUUCAGGCUGGGGACUGUGAGGGCAAGCUGGAGCUGAAUGUGGAUGGUAGCAAGGAAUACCGUCCUGGGGAUACUGUAAAGCUCCACCUGCAGACAGAUUCUCCAGCCCUGGUGGCACUGGGAGCUGUGGACAUGGCUCUGUAUGCUGUGGGCAGCAAGUCCCAGAAACCCCUUGACAUGGUCAAGGUCUUUGAAGCUAUGAACAGCUAUGACCUUGGCUGUGGUCCUGGGGGUGGGGACAGUGCCCUUCAGGUGUUCGAGGCAGCUGGUCUGGCCUUUUCUGAUGGAGACCAAUUGACCUCUACCAGAAAGAGUCUGAGCUGUCCCAAGGAGACAAAAACCCGGAAAAAGAGAAACGUGAACUUCCAAAAGGCAAUUCAGGAGAAGUUGGGCCAGUACGCUUCCCCCAUGGCCAAGCGCUGCUGCCAGGAUGGGCUGACGCGACUGCCCAUGGCGCGCACCUGUGAGCAGCGGGUGGCUCGUGUGAAGCAGCUGGACUGCCGGGAGCCCUUCCUGUCCUGCUGCCAGUUUGCUGAGGGCCUGCGCAAGAAGCUCCAGUCCAAGGACCAGGCAGGCCUUGCCCGAGCCAUGGAGAUCCUGCAGGAGGAGGAACUGAUGGAUGAAGAUGACAUCCCCGUGCGCAGCUUCUUCCCUGAGAACUGGCUCUGGAGAGUGGAGACAGUAGACCGCUUCCUCCAAUUGGCACGGCCGCUCCCUGACUCUCUGACCACGUGGGAGAUCCAUGGCGUGAGCCUGUCUAAAAGCACAGGCUUGUGUGUGGCUACUCCUGCCCGGGUCCGAGUAUUCCGGGAAUUCCACCUGCACCUCCGCCUGCCUGUCUCUGUUCACCGCUUUGAGCAGCUUGAACUGCGGCCUGUCCUCUACAACUAUCUGGAUGCAGAUAUGACCGUGAGCGUCCACGUGUCCCCAGUGGAGGGGCUGUGCCUGGCUGGGGGUGGAGGGCUAGCCCAGCAGGUGCUGGUGCCCGCGGGCUCUGCCCGGCCUGUGGGCUUCUCUGUGGUACCCACAGCGGCUGCAGCUGUGCCCAUUAAGGUGGUGGCUCGAGGAUCCUUGGAGUUCCCUGUGGGGGACGCAGUAUCUAAGGUUCUACAAAUUGAGAAGGAAGGGGCCAUUCACAGGGAGGAGAUGGUCUAUGAACUCAACCCCCUGGACCCCCGAGGCCGGACCUUGGAAAUUCCUGGCAACUCUGAUCCCAAUAUUAUCCCUGAUUCAGAUUUCAGGAGCUUUGUCAGGGUCACAGCCUCAGAUGCAUUGGACACUUUGGGCUCUGAGGGGGCCUUGUCACCAGGAGGCCUGGCCUCCCUCCUGAGGCUUCCCCAGGGCUGCGGGGAACAAACCAUGGUCCUCUUGGCUCCAACAUUGGCUGCUUCCCGCUACCUGGACAAGACAGAGCAGUGGAGCAAGUUGCCCCCUGAGACCAAGGACCACGCUGUGGAUCUGAUCCAGAAAGGCUACACGCGGAUCCAGGAGUUUCGGAAAACAGAUGGUUCCUAUGGGGCUUGGUUAAAACGGGACAGCAGCACCUGGCUCACAGCCUUUGUGCUGAAGGUACUAAGUUUGGCCCAGGAACAGGUGGGCGGCUCACCUGAAAAGCUGCAGGAGACGGCCGAGUGGCUGCUGUUGCAGCAGCAGGAUGACGGGUCAUUCCAGGACCCCUGUCCAGUUAUGCACAGGGAAAUGCAGGGGGGCUUAGUGGGAAAUGACGAGACCGUGGCACUCACAGCCUUUGUGGUCAUCGCCCUUCAGCACGGGCUGGCUGUCUUCCAGGACAGGAAUUCAGAGCAGUGGAGGAGAGUGGAAAACUCCAUCUCCAGAGCAAACACAUUCUUGGGAGCAAAAGUAAGUAGUGGGCUCCUGGGCACCCAUGCAGCCGCCAUCUCAGCCUAUGCCCUGUCGCUGACCAAGGCCCCUGAGGACCUGCGGGAUGUUGCCCACAACAACCUCAUGGCCAUGGCCCAGGAGACUGGUGAUAACCUGUACUGGGGCUCAGUCAUCAAUUCUCACAGCAACGUCCUGCCACCCACCCUGGCUCCUCGCAGCCCAGCAGACCCCAUGCCCCAAGCCCCGGCCCUGUGGAUUGAAACCACAGCCUAUGGCCUGCUGCACCUGCUGCUUCGGGAGGGCAAGGCCGAGAUGGCUGACCAUGCUGCGUCCUGGCUGACCCGCCAGGGCAGCUUCCAAGGGGGAUUCCGCAGCACCCAGGACACGGUGAUCGCCCUGGAUGCCCUGUCUGCAUACUGGAUCGCUUCCCACACCCCUGAGGAGCAGGGGCUCAAUGUGACUCUCAGCUCCAUGGGCCGCAGUGGGUUCAAGUCCCAUGCGUUGCAGCUGACCAACCACCAAGUUCAGGGACUGGAGGAGGAGCUGCAGUUUUCCUUGGGCAGCAAGAUUAAUGUGCAGGUGGGAGGAAACAGCAAAGGAACCUUGAAGGUCCUUCGUACCUACAAUGUCCUGAGCAUGAAGAACACGACCUGCCAGGAUCUUCAGAUUGAAGUGAUAGUUGUUGGCCACGUCGAGUACACGAUGGAGGCGAAUGAAGACUACAAGGACUACGAGUAUGAGGACCUGCCAGCCAAGGAUGACCCAGCGGCCCAUUCCCAGCCCGUGACGCCCCUGCAGCUGUUUGACGGACGGAGGAACCGCCGCAGGAGGGAGGCACCCAAGGUGGCCGAGGAACAGGAAUCUAGGGUGCAGUACACCGUGUGCAUCUGGCGGAAUGGCAAGGUGGGGCUGUCGGGCAUGGCCAUCGCGGACAUCACCCUCCUGAGUGGAUUCUAUGCCCUGCGGGCCGACCUGGAGAAGCUGACCUCCCUCUCUGACCAGUACGUGAGUCACUUUGAGACCACGGGGCCCCACGUCCUGCUGUACUUCGACUCGGUCCCCACCUCCCGGGAGUGUGUGGGCUUUGGAGCUGUGCAGGAGGUGCCCGUGGGGCUGGUGCAGCCGGCCAGCGCCGUCCUAUAUGACUACUACAACCCCGAGCACAAAUGUUCUGUGUUUUACGGGGCACCAACCAAGAGCAAACUCUUGUCCACGUUGUGCUCUGCCGACGUCUGCCAGUGUGCUGAGGGGAAGUGCCCUCGACAGCGGCGGGCCCUUGAGCGGGGGCUGCAGGAGGUGGAUGCUUACAGGAUGAAGUUUGCCUGCUACUUUCCCCGCGUGGAGUAUGGCUUCCAGGUUAAGGUUCUCCGAGAAGAUGGCAGAGCUGCUUUCCGCCUCUUUGAGACCAGCAUCAUCCAAGUCCUGCACUUCACCAAGGAUGCCAAGGCCAAGGCUGGUCAGACCCGAAACUUCCUGGUUCGAGCCUCUUGCCGCCUUCGCUUGGAACCUGGGAAAGAAUAUUUGAUCAUGGGUCUGGACGGGAGCACCUAUGACCUCAAGGGAGACCCCCAGUACCUGCUGGACUCGAACAGCUGGAUCGAGGAGAUGCCCUCGGAGCGCCUGUGCCGGAGCAGCCGCCAGCGGGCAGCCUGUGCCCAGCUCAAUGACUUCAUCAAUGAGUACAGCACCCAGGGCUGCCAGGUGUAGCGGCUGCCCUCCUGCCUGCCCCGGGAGGAGCCUGAGCCAGGGAAAGCUCACGCCUGGAUGGGUGCUGUGCCUGGUCCCCUGAACAUAGCCCCAGGCAGGACCGGGGACUCAAUAAAGGCCUUUGGCAGCAAA